GUUUCUCUGUAGGUCAGAGAAAAGCUCAUGCGCUCUGAAUAGCACCAUCAGCCAGCGCGCAGCCAAGGAAACCCGCAAACACUCCGGACUCACAUCCCCCUGCUCAGGAGGGACACACACACACACACACAGAGAGAGAGAGAGAGAGAGAGAGAGAAGCAGCCGCGAACAAAAGAGCUCUGGCUUUGGGCUCAGCACUCAGAGGUUAUAUAGCCAGUGCAGAGAAAGGCGCAACAGGGUGGAGUGGCACCUCCAGCAUCACUGUUUUUUAAGCACAAACUCUCUCUCUGAUAAGCAGCAAACACCACAACAGAGCAACACGUGCACCAAGAUGUGGAUCCUGUGGACUAUCCUUGUGUUAGGUUCUCUCCAAGGUGCAUAUGCUGAAGACACCGCUAAUACCAGUACCACAGUGGCUAGCACAGUGGCUAGCACAGCUCAAAGCCAAUUCACUUCAAAACCUAUUAGCAGCAUCCCAGAUACAACAGCAUUAUACACUGCAAAUACGUCACUAACUGAACUACCAACAAAUUCAACAGCAGUAACACCAACAAACCAAAUUCUUUCUACUGGAAGCAGUGCUACAGGACCAACAUCUAGUCAACACAUUGCCACUGAGACAACCUCUGCCCAACCUCCUAGAAUCACCACCAUCUCACCAUUAGAUAAACAAAGUACAUAUACUACCAGUAUUUUAAAUGCUACAUACAGCAGUAUCCUGACAUCACCUAAUACCAGAGGUUCAGAUAUGGUUUCUGAUCAGAACAAUUUAAACGGGCCUGCCAGAGAUUUCAUCACCACUGAAGCUGCUCGGGAAAAUUCCAACACCGGUACCACUGCUCGGGAAAAUCUCACCACCAGUUCCACUGCUCCAGGAAGUAAAGCCACCAGUAUCACUGCUCCAGGAAGUAAAGCCACCAGUACCACUGCUCCAGGAAGUAAAGCCACCAGUACCACUGCUCCGGGAAGUAAAGCCACCAGUUCCACUGCUCCGGGAAGUCAAGCCACCAGUUCCACUGCUCCGGGAAGUCAAGCCACCAGUUCCACUGCUCCGGGAAGUCAAGCUAUCAGUACCACUGCUCCGGGAAGUCAAGCCAUCAGUACCACUGCUCCGGGAAGUCAAGCCACCAGUACCACUGCUUCAAGAAUUGAACAAAGCCUUACCAAUGCUUCAGAAGCCCAGGAAACCACUUCCACCACCUCUACAAUAACUUCUACAACAGGAGGAUCCUCCCACCACUAUACUUCGAAAACAUCCCAUACGACAACUCCAGUAAAAACAAGAACAACAACUGCCCGCAAACCAACAACAUUCACUAAGUUCGUAGCUGCAAACACGGCUGGGGACAAAUUGGAGAGAGACUGUGCAAAGCUCAUAAAGAUAAUCAACGCACCUGGUAACUGCAACAUGUCUGGACAUGAGACAAAUGGUGUUUAUAAGUACAACUCUAUACAACUGAUCUUACUUGAACCAUCAGAGGAAACUAAUAAUUCUAUGGAGUCCACGCCUAAAGAAAAGCAGCCUGAAGAUAUCCAAACGACAUUGAUCGCCAUUGUGGCUUCGUGUGGUGCGCUGGCACUCAUCCUUCUUGCGUUUGCUGUGUAUUGCAGCUACCAUCGCAUAUCCUACAGGAAGAACCAGCAACACCUGACUGAAGAGCUGCAGACGAUCGAGAACGGCUACCACGACAACCCCACGCUGGAGGUGAUGGAGGUGCAGCCGGAGAUGCAGGAGAAGAAGCUGGCGCUGAAUGGAGAGUUUAAUGACAGCUGGAUUGUGCCCUUUGACAACCUCGCCAAAGACGACAUACCUGAUGAAGAGGACACACACCUGUAAAGCGUGCAAGCCCAUCAGCUCUCCACUCAUGUAUCUUACAAAACAGACUGUCAUUAGCAAUCACCGUGUGCACGCCACAGACUGUGUAAAGAUUACAAAUGGCUAAAUAGGAAAUGGACUACAGGGUUCCCUUUUAUUUUCUAUUAAACCUGCAUUGUUGCUAAAAGGGCACAAGCUGUAGUGAGAAAUAUUUAAGAAAACACUAAAUGAAACUCAAUGGGACAUGUUCAAAGAUAAACCUGGGCUGUUUAUGGGCCAUAGUGGUGUUUUUGGUUUUGGUGUAAUUUCAAAAAUCGCGUUAAGUCCACGAGAUUUUACUUUUAGUUUUAAGAUUUUCCCACAUAUUUUUUCAUCCACAAAUAAACUUAUUUUUCACUUAUAAUACUUAAGAGAAAUGUACACUGCUGCACCUGUAUAUAGUGUGUUGUUUCAUUUGUUUUAAUAUGUUCGUAGCAUGUUUAGUUUAUUGCCCAAGUAUUAAUUUUUACAAUGAGACCAAGGGAUAACUGUUGUUCAUCCUGGUUUUAGACUGCACACACCCUGUUAAUGAUUUAACAUGCAAUGGCUUGCGUCCAAGAUUUAUCUUGUAAUGAAAUUCUGAGCUGAAUUUUUCAACUAUCAGUCAAUUUCAACUUUGGAUAACAGAUCACUACAUUACCCACAAUGCUCGCUGACCUCUGAUCUAAAGAGAGCGAUGCAGCAGCGCUUUAGCCCUGUCCAGCUCUCUCUCACCUCCUCAUCUGUACACUCUGCACAAACAGAGCAGCUUCCAGAACUUCAACUUUCAUGGGAAUAAUGUCGUCAGCAUCAUCAAAUCGUCAUCACGUGGGUUGAGCACUACCUUCUCAUGGGAAUAACGAAAAUACAGCAGCAAACAACAAAUUAGCACCGGAAUCACUACAUGCAGCAAAAAUAUUUCAAUUUGAACAUACCUAAUGUGUUUCAGGGCAGUUUUCCUUAAUGACCAAAGCACUUCCUAUAAGCAAACAAUAGUUUUUUUCACCUUAAACACAUACUGUUAGAUAUAGUAUCCAAAUUCCUUUUCAAAUGUCCAAGUCCUUACAGGGCAAGAGAUGUAGACUUGUACAGUUUAUUUGCUUGAAAUUUUCCCCUUUCAGUUUUUGUCUCAUGAGCAAGAUACAAAGCUGACUUAUUGAAAGGUUGGCGUUAAUUCAAAUUCAUCAUCAAAUCCUCCCAAAGUUAAUUCAUGUACUAAAUGUUAUGUCAAAUCCUCCCACAACUCAGUUUUAGUUAAAGGCUCCAAUUCCUUUUUAUUUUUCCACAUACUUCUACUUAAAAUAUUUAUAUGAUGUCUAACUGUCUGAUGUGAUUUAGGUCUUUCCAUUAUAUUAUUUUGUAUGUAUUUUAUAUUCUGUGUUAGAACUUUGCCUUUAGGGAAGGCAAAAAACAGGAGUCUGAUACACUGGAAAAACAGUCAAUGCUGUUGCAUUGUCUUUUUACCUUUUCAUUUUUGUGACGAAGGAAUAAAACAUGUUCAUAGAGAAUAAAGGUGUUAUUUCACAAAUA
Pangasianodon hypophthalmus (striped catfish) is the source of this 3364-nucleotide messenger RNA. It is a transcript of the gene podxl, whose product is annotated as podocalyxin-like. Gene Ontology annotation, cellular component: apical plasma membrane; microvillus membrane. The coding region runs from base 332 to 1837 and encodes 501 amino acids. Gene Ontology annotation, biological process: negative regulation of cell-cell adhesion; regulation of microvillus assembly; cell migration. The transcript is spliced from 8 exons. Lineage: Eukaryota; Metazoa; Chordata; Actinopteri; Siluriformes; Pangasiidae. The record is from RefSeq and is a predicted model, not a curated record.